AUGGAUAACUUGAACAAUAUUAAAAUCUACCUUAAAGCGCUCGAUCAAUCAUUAUCUCAGUAUGAAUCAACACUUGAACCCCUCCUAUCACGGACUCUCGACGAGCAUCUAGCCCAACAACCAACGCCUCAAGACAAGAUAAAGUUCCUCAACAACUUCCAAUACGUGCUAAUAUCAACGAUAUAUUCAUACUUGAAAACCAUCGGCAUUGACACCGAUAAUCACCCCAUCAAGAAGGAAUUGGCCCGAGUCAAGAGUUACAUGAUGAGAGCUAAAACCAUGGACCAAAGCAAAGAUCACGAGCAAGACAAUAUAGCGAAUAAAGAGAAGACAAAGGAGUUUUUAACCCAAACUUUGGGAGUUAAAAAUGGAGUUGCAAAUACAGUGAAAAAUGUGGGACCGGCUAUAAGUACGCAGAAUUUUCAAGGCACACAUACAAAAUUUGCCGACGAUGAUGAUGAUGAUAAUGAAAGCAGUGAUGAUGAAACUAAACUGAAGCCACUGAGUAAAGAAGAAGAAGAGGAAGCUAAACGAAAGACUACUCUUGAGAAUGUAAAGAGAGAUAAACAAAAAAAAAUGAGCAAGGACUCAACCAAACAAAAGAGCAAAUCUAAACUGCUGAAGAAUAAAGUGACUAAAGUGAAGCAUGGGUAUUUACCUCCAAGGUCUGAUAAACCAAAGAAAACAACGCGUAAGUAG
Molecule: messenger RNA, 699 nt
Organism: Lodderomyces margitis
Lineage: Eukaryota; Fungi; Ascomycota; Pichiomycetes; Serinales; Debaryomycetaceae
Exons: 1
Coding region: 1-699 (232 amino acids)
Biological process (GO): maturation of 5.8S rRNA; regulation of gene expression
Cellular component (GO): exosome (RNase complex); nucleolus
Molecular function (GO): RNA binding; DNA binding
Source: RefSeq, a predicted model, not a curated record